CCAAAAAUCCCAGUUCUAGUUCAGUGAGAGUCUCUUCUUCACGACCGAUUCUCUCCUCCAAGAAGAAUUAAACAUGAAUUAGAAGAAGCAAAAUUCCUCUGUAAGUAUCGCUCAAUCGACGCCAGUGCUUUUUCCGUUUCAAAAAUGGACUAUGCCGGUUCAAGCAGUGAAGAACCGAGCUCCUGGGAUGACCUCUACAACAUCAAUUUGAUUCCCUCCGAAUUGUUCAUCAAAUUCCGUAAAGAGAUUGAAACUUUUCGUGUUGGAAUAAAUCUAGAGUUCUACAAUGCUGAAAUGAAUGAUUAUCAUGCUAAGUUGGUGUUGAAGCCAUUGUCUUAUGAACGUAAAUGGAAGUUGAUAUAUGAGCCACUUCAAAAAGAUGUACGCCUUCUUUCAAAGAAGAUUCCUAUAACGAAAUUCCUAAAUCUUCAGGUUGGUGUUGGACAUAGUUUUCAGCUCAAUGCUACAGGUUGGAAAUGGAAGCUUACAACUUGUUUGGGAGGAGAUGGUGUUUCUCGUAUCAGAAACAAGACGACACUCGGCUUGUGCCCUGGCAUUGAUUUUCGGUUUGGAUGGAGGGCAGACUAUGUUCUUCCAGAAAUCACAGGGGCUGUGGGUACAGGUGACCCGUUGUUCAACAUGAACUCAGGUCGGCUGCAAGCAUCUCUUGAUCGAAUCGAGGGCAUAUUUACGGUAUAAAGAUAACAUUCUAAGUUACUUUUGGUAUGUAUGAACUCUGAAGUAAUGGAUUGUUCUAUUUUUUCCUCUCUUUUUCUUCAUACACAACAUAUACUAGAACUGGACAUGACAUGACACCAUUAAAUGUUAUGUUGCUAACUACAUUAAUGGUUUAUUUAAUCUCUACAUUAUGAUUUAAGCUGGUUUUGAUGCAAACUAUUUGUUUGCUACUAUCU
This is a messenger RNA of Impatiens glandulifera, 914 nucleotides long. RefSeq lists its product as uncharacterized. NCBI's taxonomy places the organism in Eukaryota, Viridiplantae, Streptophyta, Magnoliopsida, Ericales, Balsaminaceae. The record is from RefSeq and is a predicted model, not a curated record. The transcript has 4 exons. The coding region runs from base 145 to 699 and encodes 184 amino acids.